AUGUUUCUGUCUAUGGCGCAGCUGCAAUGGUCGUACAAAUCUUCGCAUUGGCGUGAAAAACGAGCGUGCCUGAGUCGACCCAAUUGCUUUGAUACACUUCCCGACAGCAACUUUGCUGCAAUCAAUGUGAUCCGAGUUAUCAUAGCAAUCCUGGGGCUGGUUCGGCUGUUUAUUCGCUGCAGCCAACUCUGGAAGAAAAAACACCUCAAGGAGUCUCCAAUUUAUAAGAAAGUGGAUUACAUUCUUCGAUUCGGGCUCGAAUUGACGUAUACUGCCAUCUUCCCGUAUCCUGGUCUUGAAACUUUUUUUCCACGUCUACCCGGCGGCACAUUAGUGAUACUGAGCGCUUCAUCGUUCUUACGCACUGUUAGCUGGGGGCAGUGGCUCUACUACCCAUACCCGAUCCGGCAGAAAGAAAAGGUGGCAAGCUUUAGCGGUAACUUAGAGUUCAGCUACCGGCAGUUCGUGAUCAAGAAAGUACUUGACGACUCGCCUAUCAGUAAGCUUGUAACGUUUUACACGUUGCUUGGGGCAAUUGUAGCGUAUCUGCUGCAUGCGACGGAGACCAUCACCGGCCAAUGCUCCUGGAGGCAAGACGCUGGAGAAACUGUGAAAAGUGAAGAUGCAAUAUGCAAUGAGUUGUACAUUUCUGACUCCUUCUGGAUGAUAUUCAUGACGUUUCUCUCCAUUGGGUAUGGAGACGUUUCUCCACAAAGUGGACGAGUUCGAGCCAUUAUUGCUAUUACCGCGUGCAUUGCAGUCAUGCUAGACGCCAUGUUCUUCUCCAUCAUCAUGCGGAAGUUUUCUUUCUCCUCAAUGGAAUCAAGGGUACACGCCUUCCUUUACCGGAGAGAACUCAGCAAAAAGAGAGAAAUCAGCGCCGUCAUGGCGGUGCAGGCUACGUUUCGUUUCUGCAAGUCGUACAGACACUCUUUAGUCUGGCACCAACAGAAACUUUGCAACACCUUCUAUCGACCACUAUCCGACAGACUUCCGAACGAGGUGAAAAAGAAGCUUUACGCCUGCCGCUUUCAGAACAGUAUCAAGCAAAUUAUGAAGUACAACAUGGAUGGCGACCCACUUAGCACGUUCUCCAAGCACGUCGAAGUCAUUACAGCAGGUCUUGGAGCUACCUUUGGUGACAUCAUUCGAAUGAAGAAAAUGUACUAUCGUCGAGCUCGUGUGCUUGGACAACGAAGACAAGAGGCUAAACAACGAGCCGUGAACCCAAACACAGACAUGGGGUCUGUGAAUCCUGCGUGGAUUGACGAGAUGCAACGGAAGUGUGAGGCUACGAUGCUUUUGCUCAAGAAAAUCGAGGCCAACGUGAAGGAUAUUCAACGUUAG
Phytophthora infestans T30-4 is the source of this 1347-nucleotide messenger RNA. RefSeq names its product Voltage-gated Ion Channel (VIC) Superfamily. NCBI's taxonomy places the organism in Eukaryota, Oomycota, Peronosporomycetes, Peronosporales, Peronosporaceae. The transcript is spliced from 7 exons. Gene Ontology annotation, molecular function: small conductance calcium-activated potassium channel activity; calmodulin binding. Gene Ontology annotation, cellular component: plasma membrane. The coding region runs from base 1 to 1347 and encodes 448 amino acids. The record is from RefSeq and is a predicted model, not a curated record. Gene Ontology annotation, biological process: potassium ion transmembrane transport.